Emiliania huxleyi CCMP1516 is the source of this 474-nucleotide messenger RNA. RefSeq lists its product as hypothetical. The record is from RefSeq and is a predicted model, not a curated record. NCBI's taxonomy places the organism in Eukaryota, Haptophyta, Isochrysidales, Noelaerhabdaceae. The coding region runs from base 1 to 474 and encodes 157 amino acids. The transcript is spliced from 3 exons.
AUGGUCGACGACGUGCAGGCGCCGCUGCGGCCGCUGCAGUUCGCGCGCGUGCGCGAGCUCGACUGCCUGACGGCGCGGCUCGUCUCGCUGUGCUGGAACCACAGCGACGCGCACGGCUCGUGCGUGCAGGCGCCGCGCGCGGUGCUCGACCUCCUCCGCCCGGGCGCCGCCGAGCCUGAGGUGCUGUACCACCUCAAGUGCUGGUCCAAGUGGGCGCUGCUCCACGCGGCGCUGGAGGAGGCGCGCGUGGCGCUGUACGUCGACGCCGACGUGCUGCUGCUGCGCAACCCGUUCGCCGCGCCCGCCGGCGGCGCCCACCCGAUCGAGCGGCUGCCGCGGCCCGCCUUCGCCGGCAACUGCUGGUUCGGCCCGCCGGAGAACCCGCCGUGGUGCGACGUCUUCCUCUUCCACGCGCACUGCACGCCGCCGGGCGUGGCCGCGAAGCGGGCGCGCAUGCUGGAGAAAAAAGAAUAG